AUGUCUGCUUCAGCACAACAAUCUUUCCGGAAUCAGCUCUCGGGCUUUCGAUGGGCUAAUUCAGUUCAAGAUGAUUCCACUCCCCCUCCUGCUACCUCGGCAAACCCAUUGAGUAGAGCAUGGAAUAGCAUGUCGGGUUAUAUACCGCUUAGGAAUGAAGGAGCGAGUCAAGAAGAAGAAGCUUAUUUUGCUCUUUCGCCUCUGACGAGUAGAUUUCUUGGAUUUUUAGCAUGUUGUGCGGGUGGAAUAGCAUGUUUCGGUAUUGCAUUUUUAUUCUUACCCAUGCUGGCUAUAAAACCUCGAAAGUUCGCAUUGGCAUUCACACUCGGAAGUUUGUUAUUCAUGUUAGGUUUUGCUAUCCUUCAUGGACCAUGGAAUCACCUCAAACAUAUAACAUCCCCCGAACGUCUCCCCUUCUCUUUAUCAUACUUCGGUUCUCUCGCCCUCACCCUUUUCUUCGCUAUCGGUGUUCGAUCGACCAUCGGUACUUUACUAGCAGCCAUCAUCCAAGUCGUCGCUCUUCUCAGUUACUUUGCAGCUUACUUCCCUGGUGGAAUCACCACAUUGAGGUUUGGUGGACAGAUGUUAUUACGAGGAGCUGGGAAUGUGUUACCUAUAUGA
Tremella mesenterica DSM 1558 is the source of this 621-nucleotide messenger RNA. RefSeq lists its product as uncharacterized. Gene Ontology annotation, cellular component: membrane. Gene Ontology annotation, biological process: vesicle-mediated transport. Bases 1 to 621 code for a protein of 206 amino acids. The transcript is spliced from 5 exons. Lineage: Eukaryota; Fungi; Basidiomycota; Tremellomycetes; Tremellales; Tremellaceae. The record is from RefSeq and is a predicted model, not a curated record.